Messenger RNA from Danio rerio (zebrafish), 1572 nucleotides. It is a transcript of the gene casp6a, whose product is annotated as caspase 6, apoptosis-related cysteine peptidase a. Gene Ontology annotation, biological process: proteolysis. Gene Ontology annotation, cellular component: cytoplasm; nucleus. The record is from RefSeq and is marked provisional. NCBI's taxonomy places the organism in Eukaryota, Metazoa, Chordata, Actinopteri, Cypriniformes, Danionidae. Gene Ontology annotation, molecular function: cysteine-type endopeptidase activity; cysteine-type peptidase activity.
GGUGACUGGUCUGUGUUUGCUGAAGUUGGUUUGUCUCUACAUUUCUUCUCAAUUUCGCCUACAUUCACAUAAAUAACGAUGGCAAGUCACACUAAGAGCGACGGAUCCGCAGCUGUGGAGAAGGACAGCGCUUCAGCAGGACAGACAGUUGAAGAGAACCUGACAGAGACUGAUAGCUUUAAUCAAAGUAUAUUUAGUAUGGAUCCUAAUCAGGAGUAUGAUAUGAACCACAAGAGACGGGGAAUGGCUCUCAUAUUUAAUCAUGAAAAUUUCUUUUGGAAACUGGGAUUGGGCUACCGUUCUGGAACAAAUGCAGACAAGGAGAACCUUAUUAGAAGAUUUCGAGAGCUGAAUUUUGAAGUUAAAGCUUUUGAUGAUUACAAACGACAUGAAGUUUUGUCCAAAAUCACAGAGGCCGCUGCUGCUGACCAUGUAGAUGCAGACUGCUUUGUCUGCGUCUUUUUAAGUCAUGGGGAGAAUGGCCAUGUUUAUGCCAAUGAUGGGCAGAUCGAAAUACCUGAAAUCACUGAUUUGUUCAAGGGGGAUAAAUGUCGUAGUCUUGUGGGCAAACCCAAGAUCUUCAUCUGGCAGGCUUGUCGUGGUGACAAACAUGAUGAUCCUGUGACUCCGAUGGACGUGGUGGACAGUCAGGUGACAAAUGACAUGGUGGUGGAUGCAGGAGUGCUUUACACUCUUCCAGCAGGAGCAGAUUUCAUUAUGUGCUACUCUGUUGCUGAAGGGUAUUAUUCUCACCGUGAGACUGUGAAUGGCUCAUGGUACAUUCAGGAUUUGUGUGAAAUCCUGAGGCGUUAUGGUUCAGAACUGGAGUUUGCUGAGAUCCUGACGCUUGUUAACAGGAAAGUUUCCUUACGCAGUGUGUUAAACUGCAAGGAUCGCUCAGCUGUUGGCAAAAAACAGGUGCCUUGCUUUGCAUCCAUGCUCACUAAGAAGCUGUUUUUCAGGCCCAAAAAGUAAUAUUAGUGUUUAGGCCUAUUACUGGUACAAAAUCAGGGAUUAUGCAAAUUUCUUAGAUUUAUUUAGUUUAUGACUAUUUAAUUUCGGUUUCUCUGAAUUGACAAUUUAUAGUUUUUUUUUGUUUGUUUUUUUUUAUAAAACGUAUAUAUAUUUUUUUUAAUUCUGAGCACUACUGAAGACAACUCUUCCAAAAUUAAAUACAAAUUUUGUCAUUUUUGUAUUGCAUAAAAUAACAAAGAUCCCAUGUCUUCUGACAUGUUUAAAUUCAUUCGUACACAACACAUUAUCAAGGUUUUAAUUUAAGAAAUCAAUAUUUCAUGUACUAAACCAUUUUUUCAGAAACCUGUUUGUAUUUUAAAGGGAACCUAUUUCACCCCUGUUUCAAGACUUAAAGGGCCAUGAAACCACCUUGUUUCAGCAGGGUGUUUUCACAGCGUGUCCAGCUCUGGUUAGGGGGGAGUGUCGGAGGAACUAAAGUGGGAUGGUGUGGGAGUGUCUAUUUGGGCACGCACGAGUUUCAGAGUCAAAACACACACACACACACAGGAGAAAGUGAUGGUGUUUACAUGGACAUCUGUAGUCGAAUUAUAUGCCAAA